CAACGAUACCUUGGCAUGAAGGCCACAGAUCAUAGGUUGUUUCAGCUCAAUGUCUUUGAUUGGCGAGAGUUUCGUAAAGGAAAGAAACUAGAUGAGGCAUGGGAUGCAAUCAGGAGAACUAUUGAUUGGUCAGACCCCGAAACUCAAAGAAAGAGUGGGAGGAUAAGGUUUGUGCUGGAGAGGAAGUUGAAUGAUCGUUGGAAGACAUUUAAGGCAAAACUCCGGAAAGUAUGGUAUACCCCAAAUGUUGGUACUGAAGAGCGUUUUAAAUGCAAAGAUGGGAGGGUAAGCAAAGAACAAUGGGUUGCACUAGUUAACCACUGGGAAGAUGAAAAGGAACAGUGGCGUUCUAUUGUGAACAAGCAGAGUCGGGCAAAGCGUAGGAUGAUGCACACAACUGGCACAAAGACAUUUGCAGAGAUCAGGAACAAAUAUAAAAAAAUAAAUGGAGGUGUAAACCCAGACCGUUGCAAAAUGUUUGAGCUUACCCAUGUCCACCCUGAUGAACCAAAUUCUAAACAAGCUAUUGCCUUAAUGAAGGACAAGAUUGACAAGAUGAAGACUACAAAGAGGGCAUCCCAACUUCCAGAGACUCUUAAUGAUUUUGAAAUCAAUGAAGUAUAUGUGUCUGUGCUUGGAAAAGAGACACGUGGAGGGGUGCGAGGAUUUGGCUUUGGAGUCAGACCUGAACAAGUUCCUGGUGUACUAGUGCAGAAGAGAGGUGUUCAUUUAGAGGUACAAGCAAUGAGAGAACAACAUGAGGCUGAGAUUGAAACGAUUCGGAAGGAGAGCCAAGAAAAGGAAGAUAAGCUUAGGGAAGAACUGAACAAACAAACUCUGGCCACAAAAGAUAAAUUUAAAAAUAUGGAGAUUGCAAUGAAAAAACAGGAAGCUCUUAUGGCUUUGUUACUUGGGGCAUAUGAGUCAACUGAUAUGCUUGCUGCAGCUUUAAGAAUGAAGGGUGCUUCUCUCCAACCAUCGAUGAGCCAUAUUCAAUCUUCAUAUGAGGAGAACUUGGAUGAUGUUUAUAUACCACAUUGCUCUGAAGAAUUGCAGCAGCAAGUUACCAGAAAUUGAGGCACUUCAGAUUUCACCUUUUGGUUAGUAACAAUUGUGCUUAAGGCCUCUGUAUUUUUGUUGUUUUGGUCUUGAUUAGGUGGUACCUACGUAAUCAUGGGAUAAGUGCAGAGGCUUUUAAGUUUAGCUUCAUAAGCAGAUAUAGGUUUUGGAUGUAUAUCUGUGAAGUUUGAUUUAGUUUAAUAGUGUUCAACUACUAUUUGAACUCUAUGGUAGUUUGUGUAUCUGUCAGGUAUUAUACCUGGAGUGAUUAAUGUAAUAUAAAAGUAUUAAAUGAAGGAUUCAAUAUGCU
This is a messenger RNA of Rosa rugosa (rugosa rose), 1369 nucleotides long. RefSeq lists its product as uncharacterized. Bases 16 to 1077 code for a protein of 353 amino acids. The record is from RefSeq and is a predicted model, not a curated record. Lineage: Eukaryota; Viridiplantae; Streptophyta; Magnoliopsida; Rosales; Rosaceae. The transcript has 5 exons.